AUGGCCACGAGAGGCACAGGCACCGCGGCGUCCGCUCAGCCCAUCGUUCAACCUGUCCAACGCAACGUCCCUGCACCGUCCCCUCUAUCUACCGUCUCUCCCCCCUCUAAAAGGGAAUUGGCAUCAUGGUGGAAGAAAUUUCGCAAGACAACUGAAAAAACCGAUGAAAAAGUCGAAAUACAGCCUGGUAUUUUCGGUGUCCCUCUAGCCGAUAGCAUCAGAUAUGCGAAUGUCGCCAUCUCACUCCAGAAUGAGAGUGGCGAAAGCUUUAUAUAUGGAUAUGUCCCCAUCGUCGUUGCGAAAUGCGGUGUCUUCCUGAAAGAGAAAGCAACCGAUGUGGAGGGCAUUUUCAGAUUGAAUGGAUCAGCUAAACGGAUAAAAGAUCUACAGACAAUCUUCAAUUCUCCUGACAGAUAUGGCAAAGGCCUGGACUGGACUGGAUACACGGUACACGAUGCAGCCAACAUCCUUCGCCGCUACCUAAAUCAACUACCCGAACCGAUUGUGCCCCUCGAUUUUUAUGAUCGAUUUCGCGAACCUUUGCGCAGGACGCAACGCCCACCUCAGACCGACGGUGAAGCGCAACCUGUUGAUUUCAGCCUUGAUGAGCACAAUGCGGCAGUGUCGGCCUACCAGAAACUUAUCACAGAGCUUCCACCCUUGAAUCGUCAGCUCUUACUGUAUAUCCUAGAUCUGCUGGCUGUUUUCGCAUCCAAGUCCGACCUUAACCGAAUGACCGCUGCAAAUUUGGCGGCUAUCUUUCAGCCUGGUAUCAUCUCACAUCCCACGCAUGAUAUGGCUCCUCGGGAAUAUCGUCUCAGCCAGGAUGUACUUAUUUUCCUCAUUGAGAACCAGGACAAUUUCCUUAUUGGUAUGUCAGGCACAGCUGUGGACGAGAAAACUCAAAAGGAUGUUGAGAGUGGUGCGCCAUCCCUGAAGUCACCAAAAGCUGUGGUUCGUUCUGCCUCGAAUGCUAGUGCAGGUGCUGAGAGUAUGCGAAAAUUUGGUGUAAGACGCAACGUCUCAGUGUCCUCUCGAGGUUCACGGGAUCGCGGAAGUCCUGGUGUCUCGAGCCCAGGCACUCCUUCCGGGCUUGGGACCUUCCCAGACGGCACAGCGGGUGCCAAAAUUGCUCGCAGUAAUACUGUCCCAUCCAAAAGAUCGCCGGCCAUCGCUCCAAGUCGAUUUCAAAGAUUAAAUGAUGCAACGGACUCCACGCCACCUGCACAGAGCCCGGCAACUAUUACUCCUAGUACACCAAAUGCAAAUGGAGAUGCUACAGAAUCUAAAUCCUCGCGCUCUGGUUCCAUCGGGCCAGACGAAGCUUUCAGCAGUCAGGGAGCAACGGGACAACUUAUUGAGCAAAUCCCAGGGCAACCUGCUCUGCCACAGCCAGCGACCCAGCCACAACAGCCUAACGUCGCGUCGUUUCCACCAGUACAAGUCAACCAAUCUGUGGGACCUGCACACUCUGUUACACCAACACCAAUCACUACUCGAGAAAGGAAAAUCUCCAACCUCUUUCCCAAAUCCCCCAUCUUUGGACCCUCCGAACCUCAGCAGCAGAGACAGCCUAGAAAGCUUCAAAAGAAACCGAAAAUUCCAGGUAGCGCGAAUGAGAGUGCACAGAGCUCCGUGAACUCCCUCCACGCAGAUGACGCUGCACCUUUCAAAACGCCACUGGCAUCGCCUGAUCUGAAUAGCGCCUCGCGGCUUGAUCCUUUGGCUGCACCCACAGGGCCUGCUCUGACCAACACGGCGCCCACCCCUGUCAAUGAAGCGCCCACGAGAGAUUUCUCGACUCCAGGCUCGCAGACUGCCAACACGCCACAGAAUAACACAACCGGAUUGAAACCCCGCAAAUCUCCCACAACGUCAACAAAGUCGAGGUCGUCGUUCACUGAUCAUUCGGAGGCCGAUGCACUUGAUGAGAACAAGGUCGCACCAGAAGACAAGGAGAAGCGACGUCACAGGUGGCGAUUUUCUUCAUCGGCCAAAAAGGCUGAGAAUUCACCGCUGGCACCACCUCCCGCAAUAGGUCAUAACGCAGGAGCUCGAGGAAGCAAUAGCUCCCUAGGGAGUUCGCAUCGGCCUCGAAAGAGUUUCACAGGAGAUUCUCAACAAACACAAUCCGCGUCCCUCUAUGGAGAGAUGAUUCCUGGUCAACAGUCCUUGGUUGGCCCAUCGAGUAAUGAGUCCGGGGAGGGAUGGAAAGAAAACGCAGACACAGAGAAGAAGGGAAUUUUUGGGAAGUGGAAGGCGAAAAUGUCUCAGACAAAGGAGGAAAGGCAAGCCGAGAAAGAAAGGGCCCGGAGCCCUCCAGCAACGGACCACGGAGCGUCCCGAAACAGUCUCUCAGCUUUUGCUCAAGAGCAUCUAUCUCCUCGAGGGCGGUCUUUCGACAGGUCGAGGGACGAGGGUUUACCAGGGUUACAAGAACGACAAGCAAGCGAGUCCCAGAAUCAGGUCAGGAAGGCGUCAUUCGAUUUGAGGCGUGGAGAGGGCAAACAAUCGCCAUGA
This is a messenger RNA of Exophiala aquamarina CBS 119918, 2520 nucleotides long. RefSeq lists its product as uncharacterized. NCBI's taxonomy places the organism in Eukaryota, Fungi, Ascomycota, Eurotiomycetes, Chaetothyriales, Herpotrichiellaceae. The record is from RefSeq and is a predicted model, not a curated record. Gene Ontology annotation, cellular component: cell cortex. Gene Ontology annotation, molecular function: GTPase activator activity. The coding region runs from base 1 to 2520 and encodes 839 amino acids. Gene Ontology annotation, biological process: regulation of fungal-type cell wall organization; activation of GTPase activity; signal transduction. The transcript is spliced from 3 exons.